This is a messenger RNA of Bombina bombina (fire-bellied toad), 942 nucleotides long. Its product is annotated as olfactory receptor 6C74-like. Gene Ontology annotation, cellular component: membrane. Gene Ontology annotation, molecular function: G protein-coupled receptor activity; olfactory receptor activity. Gene Ontology annotation, biological process: G protein-coupled receptor signaling pathway. Bases 1 to 942 code for a protein of 313 amino acids. The record is from RefSeq and is a predicted model, not a curated record. The transcript has a single exon. NCBI's taxonomy places the organism in Eukaryota, Metazoa, Chordata, Amphibia, Anura, Bombinatoridae.
AUGUUUUCAACUAACCAAACCAGAGUGACUUAUUUCAUUAUUAAAGGGAUAUCUGAUGUCCCUCAGCUUCAACUUCCGAUCUUUCUUUUAGUUUUACUGAUUUAUCUCACCACACUUGGCGCUAAUACGGCCAUUUUUCUUCUUGUCUGCUUGGAUCCACAACUGCACACGCCUAUGUAUUUUUUCUUGGGGAAUUUAUCCAUUAUGGACAUGUUCUGCUCUACAAUUACUUUACACAAAGCCCUUGUUAUUUUUGUGACGGGAAACAAAACCGUUUCUUUCAACAGCUGCAUAGCACAAUUAUAUAUGUUUUCAUGCUUGGCGUGUGAUGAGCUUUUAAUACUAACGGCCAUGAGUUAUGAUCGCUAUGUCGCCAUAUGUAACCCUCUGCAUUAUCCAAUGGUUAUGAAUCCCAAAGUCUGUGCUCUCUUAGCGUUCAUAUGUUGGGUGUUGGGAUUCAUAGAAGUUAUUCCUUAUGUUGUUUUAUUGUUAGAAUUGUCUUGUUAUCGGUCCAACAUAAUUAACCACUUCUUCUGUGAUUUGGUACCAAUUGUAAAAUUAACUUGCAGUGACACUUCUGUUUUGGACAUAGUCAUUCUUAUUGAAGGACUGUUGCUUUUGAGUCUAAUUCCAUUCCUUCUAACCUUCAUCUCUUACAUUUUUAUUAUUGUCACUAUAUUGAAGAUCCGCUCCAGCACAGGUAGACGUAAAGCUUUUUACACGUGUUCUUCACACCUCACGGUUGUUCUCCUUCUAUAUGUGACACUUGUCUGCCAAUACCUGAGACCCACUUCAUCCGAGUCUUUGAAUUCCAACAAACUUUUCUCUCUGUUUAACACAGCGGCUGUCCCAAUGCUCAAUCCUUUGAUUUACAGUUUGAAAAACAAAGAUGUGAAAUCGUCAUUAAGACGAAGGCUUAAAGCUUGUAAAUGUAUUGCUUAA